Gongylonema pulchrum is the source of this 183-nucleotide messenger RNA. Lineage: Eukaryota; Metazoa; Nematoda; Chromadorea; Rhabditida; Gongylonematidae. The record is from the annotation of a GenBank genome assembly.
GGCGAUCCGCUGAGUAAUAUCGCAAUGGCGCUGGAUUUUGCCUCAAAGGAAGAUGCAAUUCAGUACUGUGAGAAAAAUGAGUUCAGUUACGAAGUGAUCGAGCCAAAUGAGCGCAAAAUCGAGCCGAAAACAUAUGCCGAGAACUUCUCAUGGAACAAACGAACAAGGAUAACGAACAAAUGA